Molecule: messenger RNA, 897 nt
Organism: Aspergillus ruber CBS 135680
Lineage: Eukaryota; Fungi; Ascomycota; Eurotiomycetes; Eurotiales; Aspergillaceae
Product: isocitrate lyase/PEP mutase family protein
Exons: 3
Coding region: 1-897 (298 amino acids)
Molecular function (GO): catalytic activity
Source: RefSeq, a predicted model, not a curated record
AUGUCUGGAGCAGCCAAGCUGCGAAAUAUGUUACAGGAAUCGAAUGAUUUGAUUGUUUGCCCUGGUGUUUAUGAUGGACUUUCCGCCAGAAUAGCGCUAAACCUUGGCUUCGAGGCCAUGUAUAUGACUGGUGCAGGAACGACAGCGUCACGAUUGGGUAAGGCCGAUCUAGGUCUCGCGCAGCUGUAUGACAUGAAAACCAAUGCGGAGAUGAUUGCUCACCUUGAGCCGUUUGGACCACCACUGAUUGCAGAUAUGGACACAGGCUAUGGCGUAGGUCCCUUAAUGGUGUCACAAGCCGUGCAGCAGUACAUCACAGCUGGCGUUGCAGGCUUCCACAUUGAAGAUCAGAUUCAGAAUAAACGUUGUGGACAUCUGGGAGGCAAGAAAGUGGUUUCUCUUGACGAAUAUCUCACUCGUAUCCGGGCGGCUAAGAGCACCAUCGAUCGGUUGCGAUCAGACAUUGUUCUAAUUGCCCGUACUGAUGCGCUCCAGCAGCUUGGCUAUGAGGAGUGCAUCCAGCGUUUGCGAGCUGCUCGUGAUGCUGGAGCAGAUGUCGGCCUUCUCGAGGGAUUUACCUCUAUAGAGCAGGCAAAACAGGCUGUUGAGGACCUCCGUCCAUGGCCGUUAUUGCUCAACAUGGUUGAAAAUGGUGCUGGGCCGGUUAUCACGACUCGGGAGGCUGCGGAGAUAGGAUUCCGAAUCAUGAUAUUUUCUUUUGCCUCCUUGGCCCCAGCGUAUUUGGGAAUCCGGACAGCACUGGAGCGUUUGAAGAAAGAUGGGAUUGUAGGCACGCCAAAGGGAUUGGGUCCGCGGCAACUGUUCGAUAUCUGCGGUUUGGCAGAAUCAAUGCAAACUGAUAUGGAAGCCGGAGGAGUGGAUUACUGUACUGUUUAA